AUGAUCGUUUUCAUCCCGCCAGCAACCGACCCAGGCUACUUCUUCCGGACUUGUGGGCAGACGGAUGCAGACCAAAGGCUUCUGCUGUUUGUCUCAGUGCAGCAGCUUGCUGACCGAGUAAUUACCGAGGACAUGUUCUGGAAGCACUUGGGCGCCACAGAGUCCAGCGAUCUUUUAGACUACGACCUCUUCGUCAGCUUCAUGCGGCCCUUCUUGGUCGCAGCUUAUCAGGGGGCUGAGCAGAGGCGGGAUGUCGCUGAAGAUAACAUGCAGGAGCGCACUGCGCAGCUGAAGGAGGUCAAGACGGAGUUUGCGGAGCUCCUGGCGUCGGUCAAGAACAAGGGCAGGGCCUUCAUGCAGCCAAAGAAAGCCUACCGCUGCCUCGGUGUACCCGGCAAGGACCGCAUCACCAAGAACGAGGUUCGCGCCUUCUUCCGCUGCUUCAACCUGGAUGGCGAGAGCGCGGAGGCUUUCUACGACCGCCUUGCCGAGGUUGGCUCUGGUGAAGUGACUCACGCCAUCUUCACCGAGGCGCUGGACGAUUGCUUUGUCCGCGAGCCUGACUAUGGUUCGUUCAGGAUUCCGAAGAAGAAGGACCUCCCCCGCGCACCCGCCACUGAGGACGAGGCAGAGGAGCCAGUUCGGAGCAAGUUCUACCAACCGGCCGAGGAGACCUUGUUCAGCUUCAAGCAGACAGUGGACGGCAAACUCCUAAAGGAACUGCGGGAGGUGAUGCGGGACAUUGGUUACAAGAUCCGGAUGAGCUACAAGCGACCUCGCGACGCCCUCCGCCCGCUGGAUCUACAGAAGGACGGCAUCAUUCGCAAGGAAGAGAUGAGGGACUUCUUCCGCGGGUUCAACAAGUCUCAGAGCUUCGCAGAUCAGGUCUUCAACCUCCUGGACCCAGCUGGGACCGGGAAGGUCGACUUCAGCGAGUUCCUGGAGCACUUCGACGAAGUACUCACCCCUGCCCAUCGGCAGGUGGAACGAGCGCCUGUCAUCGGCCUGGCAGAUCUGGGCAGGUCGAUGCAGGCGGCGACAGUAGUGAAUGCCAUGGGGCACCGCAUGCUGACGAAAUAUGCGAAUGCUCGGCAAGCCUUUCGCGACCUGGACUUGGACAAGGAUGGGAAGGUGAGUAGGAAGGAGCUGAGGUUCUUCGUCAAGAAGAUGGGCCUUUCGAUGGAAGCGGCUGAUGUGCUGUUUGAAGCCCUGAUGCCCAGCGACUUCGGAGGCCUCAUCGACCAAGACACCUUCGUCAGCCUCUUCCUCGAUUUGAAAGGUGACCUGACCACCAACAGCAAGACCAGCCUGAGGUUGCCAAAGCUUCCAUGA
Messenger RNA from Symbiodinium natans, 1332 nucleotides. The record is from the annotation of a GenBank genome assembly. Lineage: Eukaryota; Dinophyceae; Suessiales; Symbiodiniaceae.